AUGGCGGGCUCUCCGGAGGCGGCGGAAGAGGCGGCGGCGCAGGGCCCGCAGCCCCCGGCGCGGGGCGGGAAGCGGGCGGCCCCCGCACCCGGGGACCCUCAGCCGGCCAAGCUGAGUCGCGCCGAGCUCUACAAGCCGCCGACCAGCGAGGAGCUGAGCCAGCUGAAGGAGACGGAGGAUCUGUUCCACUCCAGCCUGCUCCGCCUGCAGAUUGAAGAGCUUCUGAAGGAGGUGACAUUGAAGGAGACAAAGAAGAAGAAGAUUGAUACCUUCCUCCAUGAAAUUAACAGCCUGCUGAGCGCCCUCCCAGAGACCACAGAAACUGAACUCACCGACCAGGCCUGGCUUUCCAAGGAUGUGAAGGUCCCGUUCCUGCAGGUGCCAUUCAGUGUGAAGGGGAGGUUUCACUUUGUGCCCCCAGCCGAGCUGAAGGUGGUGGGCAGUUACCUGCUGGGCACCUGCGUUAAGCCGGAGAUCAAUGUGGAUGUGGCAGUGAUCAUGCCCCGGGAAAUAUUCCAGGACAAAGAUAAUCUGAAUCAACGCUACCACCGGAAGAGAGCUCUGUACCUGUCCCACAUCGCCCAGCAUUUCUCCAAGGAGAAGCUCUUUGGCAGUGUGAAGUUUGCCUACAUGAACAGCAACCAUCUGAAACCCAUCCUGCUCGUCAGGCCUCAAGGCAAGGAUGAGAAGAUGGUCACUGUCCGACUCCAUGCCUGUCCUGAUGCGGGUCUCUUCAAACCCAGCCGCUUCCAUCCCAGCAAGAACAACGUCCGCACCGCCUGGUUCAUGGAGCAGAGCACCCCCAAAGAAGGAGCCCCCGAGCCCCCGACCCCCCACUACAACAACUCCAUCCUCUGUGACACAGUGAUGCUCUCCCACCUGCAGUUCUUGUCUAAUGCAGCCACUGACUUCCCAGGCAUGAAGGAUGGCCUGGCCCUCCUCAAAGUUUGGCUCAACCAGCGGCAGCUCAGCAAGGGCCUGGGGUGCUUCAGUGGCUUCUUGGUCUCCAUGCUGGUUGCCUACCUGCUGAUAAAACGCAAGAUCGUCAAGAUGAUGAGUGGGUACCAGGUGUUGAGGAGCACUCUGCAAUUCCUGGCCACCACUGACUUGAGUGUGACAGGGAUCAGUCUAGCAAAGGAUGCGGAUCCCUCCCUGCCUGCCCUGGAUGACUUCCACCAGGCAUUUGAAGUGGUCUUUGUGGAUCCCUCUGGGCUGGUGAACCUCUGUGCUGAUAUGACUGCCAGCAAAUACCACCAGGUCCAGUUUGAAGCCAAGUGCUCCAUGGAAAUUUUGGAUGACCGGAUGGUGGAUGGCUUUCAGGCACUGCUCAUGACUCCAAAGCCCAUGGUCAGAGCCUUUGACCACAUCUUCCACCUGAAGCAUGUGUCCAAGCUGCAGGGUACCUGCAAGAAGAUGCAGCUGCUGAAUGAGCUGAUGGAUCGGGGUGGGAACUACGUGGCUGCGGCCCUGCCCUUCAUUGUUUCGCUGAUGUCACGUGGUCUGUCCAAUAGAGCACUGCUUGUGGCUCACUCCUUGCCCCAGAUCCCUGAGUGGUCAAUUGAUGCUGAGCCCCCAAAACACAAGGAUGUUGGGUCCCUGACAUUUGGGCUCCUGUUUGUUCCCGAGUUUGCUGUCAGCACGCUGGAGAAGGGACCACAGGCUGAUCACCCCGAGGCCCAGGAGUUCCGGACCUUCUGGGGAGAGAAGUCAGAGCUGCGGCGGUUCCAGGAUGGCAGCAUCUGUGAGGCUGUGGUGUGGGAGGCCAGCACUGCCUGCCAGAAACGCCUCAUUCCUGAGCAGAUCGUCAAGCACCUGCUGAAGCUCCAUGCGGACAUUCCCGAAUCCUCUAUCUGCUACGCAGGAGCCCUGCUGGAAUCUGUGAUCAGGACUGGGCAAAAGGCAUCAGGGAUGGGCGAGGAGGCCAUGGUCAGUGUCGUCUGCUCCUACGACGACCUGAGCCGCAAGCUCUGGAACCUGAAGGAGCUGCCGCUGACGGUGACGGCUGUGCAGGGUGUCCACCCAGCCCUCCGGUACACGGAUGUCUUCCCUCCCAUUCCCAUGAAGCCGAUUUAUUCCUUCCAUAACCUAAUCAGAAUCAAGCACUUGCUGCUUCCUUCGACAGAGAAGCCCUGCCCAGCCUACAUAACCCCUUUGAAGAUCAUCUGCCACAUGGAAGGCAGUGGCCAGUGGCCACAGGACAAGGAAGCCAUUAAGCGUAUCAAGGCAGCUUUCCACCUCCAGCUGGCUGAGCUCCUCUGGCAGCAGCACCAGUUCCUUUGCAGACCUGCAGCCACCCACACUGAUGUGUACAAGGAUGGCUACGUUUUCCGUCUCCAAGUAGCCUACCACCGGGAGCCCCUGAUCCUGAAGGAAGUGGUCACCCCGGAAGGGUUGUUGAAGUACCAGGACACAGAGGAGUCUCGUCAGCUGGAGUGGGAGACGUUGCAUUUGCCCUAUCUAACCAGCUCUCUGCAUGGGCUCCAGCAGCAGCACCCUGUCUAUGGCAGCACCUCCCGGCUGGCCAAGCGCUGGGUCAGUGCCCAGCUCCUGAGUGACAACAUCUCUGAGGAGUGUGUGGACCUUCUCGUGGCGUUUCUCUUCCUCCACCCAGCCCCUUUCACACCACCCAGCUCUCCCCAGGUGGGGUUCCUGCGCUUCCUCAACUUGCUGGCAACCUUUGACUGGAAAAACAACCCUCUGAUUGUCAACAUAAACACUGGCCUAACAGACACUGACUGCACAGAGAUCAAGAACAAGUUUGUGGCUGCUCGCUCUCGCCUCCCUGUCAUGUUCAUCGCCACCCCCAAGGACCAGUGGAGCUCCAUGUGGACCCAGGACCGACCCUCGGCGCAGAUCCUGCAGCGCCUUGUCGUGCUCGCCUCGGAGUCUCUCCGUGCCCUGGAGGAGCAGCUCAUGGACCCACUCAACAGCCAGGAUGUGAAGAUGGUCUUCCGCCCUCCUUUGGACUUCUACGAUGUCCUAAUUCACCUGAAUCCAAAACAGAUUCCUCGGCAUCUGGAGAACGUGGACCGGCCACCAAAAUCCUUUUCCCGUGGUGUGGUGAAGAACAGCACUGCCGUGAAUAUCCUCUUUCCUGUGGUGGAUUAUGACCCUGUGCAGUGCUACCUCCGGGAGCUGAGAGAUGCCUUCAGCGAUCUUGCCAUGUUCUUCUAUGACAAGCAUGGUGGAGAAGUGAUUGCAGUUUUGUGGAAACCUUUGAGCUUUCAGCCUCAGCCUUUUAAGGUCUCCAACAUGAAAGGAAGGAAGGUGACAACCGUGAACAACGAGCUGGUCUGUGUUCCCAACGUGGAAGCAAUUCUGGAGGACUUUGAGGUUUUGGGAGAAGGCCUGGUCAAAAGUGUGGAAGCUCGUACAGAGAAAUGGACUAUCUAAGACCACUGAGAGGUGUCAGAAUGGCCUGUUCUGAAGCAGUUUGUUCACUCUGGGACUGUUCCUUUUCGUAAAUCAGUCCUGGACAAGGCUUUUAGCUUUCUAAAUCCCAGAACUGUUUUAACUGUAUUUAUCUUUAUAUGCCUUGUUCACAAAAAGCAGUGGGACCUGUUAUUGUUUUCAAGAAUAUAAAUACCUUUUUAUUUUGAAGAAGAUAUGAAGAUGGGAUAAAGUUUUUGAAAGUGUCCCUGUUUCAUUGUAGGAAUCUAAGCUAUGUUCACAUGAAAAUGUCAAGGUCUGAAAAUAUGGCUGAGGUGUGCAGUGGGAAGGCAGUUUCCUAGUUUGGUAGGAAAUUUACUGCAGAUGCUGUUAUUGUAGUGGUUAGCAAAACCAAAGAAACACAGUUGUUCCAUAAUGACCAGGUUAUUCCUUUCUACUGAGCCACAGUGAGAAAUUCUAAUUAAAACGCUUUUUCUUUACUGUGAUGGUGUUCGAACAUCAGCACAGGUUCCCCAGGGAGGUGGUAGAGUCUCUGUACUUGGAGAUACUCAAAACCCAACUGGACAUGGUCCUGGGCAGCCUCCUCUAGGUGACCCUACGGUGAGCAGAGAUGUUGGGUUAUAUCUCUCAUGUGAAAUGAUCACUGGGACUUCUGAUGAGGGAAGAGAGCAAAUGGACUUUCCCCAUCCCCUCCUCUGGUGAAGGCAGCACAGGUGUUCCAACAGCAAAGUGCAGGUGAAUCAGAUGUGGAGUAAAGAAAACAGACUUCAUGACAGCAGAUACUGCAGACACCAAAAACAGAUCAGGCUUGGAAAAGCAGGGGGAUGUACAGGUAGCCUGAUAGCUAGGCCAUUGUUGUUUGGUAAGGGGCGUUUCGGAUGAGAUGUUAAACGUGUCGCCUCAAGACCUACUGGCCUCUUCAGCUGUUGGCAGAGGGUCCAAUGCUUUGUGGAGGAGAUUUGCAACUUGUUUUUCAGAUGUUUUCUCUGAAGCGUUUGAAAGUGGGCUGUGGCAGAGAUGGGGCCCUGGGCUGGUGCUAUCUACUUAGUGCCCAUUGAUUGGUGUUUGGAGGCACAGUGUGUCCUACGGGGCACAGACAUGUGUGCAGCCUCCCUGGUUUUGGGAUAUAUUUGCUAUAUUAAAAUUACAAGGAACAUUUUCCCCUCUUCCCUGUGCUUGUGGCUGAGGCAGGCUGCAGACAAAAUCCAUUGCCCAUCCUUUGCUUGCAAGAGCUUUAUGAGUACACCUAAACUGAAAACAUCAAAAGCUCUUAGUGGGCAAAACAGAUCUCAAACCUGAGAAUAAAGUAGCACAUUCUGCUUCUGCUGUGACCCCUGCAGCCUAGGAACCUGUUGACAGGUCCAUUAGCAAAUGAUGCAGGCAGUGAUUUCGACAGGUUUCAGAAGCAGCUAAUUAGGGAUUAAUUUUUAAUCUUCUCUUUGUUCUGCUUUAUCAUUCUCUAGAUGUUGGAAUUGCCCAGUCAGCCUUCAGCAAUGGCUGUAAUUUUCCUCAGUAGUUGGAUCAUUCUUGCUUCUCGUGUCCAUUUGCCUUCACUCUGAACAUGCAGUUUGACAUUUGGAUUCUGUGAAUUUGCCAACACAACUGUUGGACAACAUUUUGAGUUGCUGCACUGGUUCCUUGUGCCAGAGGUUUGCCUGUUCCCUCCAUGUCCCAUCCUGCCCUUGCUUUUCCCCCUGCCUUAUGUUUUGGUCCAGAACAUUCUCUUCACUGAUGUGUCUGCUUUUCCCUAGGGCAGAGGCAUGUGCUCGAGCUUGCAUUAGCUCACAAGGGAGCUGAUCUCCAGCCUUCUGCCUCACCAGGCAGGCUGGAAGGUCCUUUCCCCAGUGCUGUCAUGGGAUGCUUGGAUCCCCUCACUGGCUUAUUCUCUGCCUGGGAAUAUUUAUAGAGAGACAGUCUCUGCUGUAAUCCCCUUUGCCCUGUCCUCCCCACCCCAGCUCCCACAGUGGGGUCUGUGAAGGUUGUGCUUUGUAGGCAUAGCCCUGCAGCACCUCUGCUUUAAUCUGCUUCUUUUACACUGUUGGAUGUUGCAUUGCUACUCUUUUUCCUUUUUGCCUUUAAAAAGACAUAAAACUUCUCCUCCAACCUUGGGUAAAAUA
Messenger RNA from Neopelma chrysocephalum (saffron-crested tyrant-manakin), 5507 nucleotides. It is a transcript of the gene NOL6, whose product is annotated as nucleolar protein 6. Gene Ontology annotation, cellular component: small-subunit processome; UTP-C complex; CURI complex. NCBI's taxonomy places the organism in Eukaryota, Metazoa, Chordata, Aves, Passeriformes, Pipridae. Gene Ontology annotation, biological process: tRNA export from nucleus; rRNA processing. The record is from RefSeq and is a predicted model, not a curated record. Bases 1 to 3393 code for a protein of 1130 amino acids. The transcript is spliced from 26 exons.